UUUCAGCAGGGAAUUUGAAGUCGGCCGGGUCCUGACUCCGGAGCUCAGGACGGAGGGAACUAGUGAGCGUCCAGCUCCGACUCGUGACCAGAUUGCAAGAUGUGGCAAGUCCACAGAACCAACCUGAUCAGGCUGAGGGCCAGCCUCUCCAGAGGCCUCCACCACAAAGCUGUGAUGGCGCUGCGGCGUGAGGACGUGAACGCCUGGGAAAGGAGGGCACCGCUGGCUCCCAAGCACAUCAAGGGUAUCACCAACCUGGGAUACAAGGUCUUGAUUCAGCCCUCCAACCGGCGGGCCAUUCACGACAAGGAAUAUGUCAAAGCUGGAGGCAUUCUUCAAGAGGAUAUAUCUGAAGCCUGUCUGAUUUUAGGAGUUAAAAGGCCUCCAGAGGAAAAAUUGAUGUCCAAGAAAACAUAUGCAUUCUUCUCUCACACAAUAAAAGCACAGGAGGCCAAUAUGAGCUUGUUGGAUGAGGUUCUAAAACAGAAUAUCCGACUUAUUGAUUAUGAGAAAAUGGUAGAUCACAGAGGAAUCCGGGUAGUGGCCUUUGGACAGUGGGCAGGUGUGGCAGGGAUGAUCAAUAUUUUGCAUGGAAUGGGUUUAAGGCUUCUUGCUUUGGGACAUCAUACACCUUUCAUGCAUCUUGGUAUGGCUCAUAACUACAGGAAUAGCAGUCAGGCCGUUCAAGCUGUCCGAGAUGCUGGUUAUGAAAUAUCUCUGGGUCUAAUGCCAAAGUCAAUCGGGCCCUUAACAUUUGUGUUCACAGGGACUGGUAAUGUAUCAAAGGGAGCCCAAGAAAUCUUCAAUGAGCUACCCUGUGAAUACGUGGAGCCCCAUGAAUUAAAAGAAGUUUCCCAAACUGGAGACCUCAGAAAAGUAUAUGGGACUGUGUUAAGCCGACAUCAUCAUCUUGUCAGAAAAACAGAUGGUGUGUUUGAUCCUGUGGAGUAUGACAAACAUCCAGAGCGCUACAUAAGUCGUUUUAAUACUGAUAUUGCACCCUAUACAACUUGUUUAAUCAAUGGUAUUUAUUGGGAACAAAAUACCCCUCGCUUACUAACCCGGCAUGAUGCUCAAAGUCUACUGGCUCCUGUCAAGUCUUCUAUUGUUACUGUUGAAGGUUGCCCCACAUUACCACACAGACUUGUAGCAAUAUGUGACAUAUCAGCGGACACAGGUGGAUCUAUAGAUUUUAUGACUGAGUGCACAACAAUAGAGCAUCCUUUUUGCAUGUAUGAUGCAGACCAGCAUAUCAUUCAUGACAGUGUUGAAGGCUCUGGGAUUUUGAUGUGUUCCAUUGACAAUUUGCCAGCACAGCUUCCAAUUGAAGCUACAGAAUACUUUGGAGACAUGCUUUACCCUUACGUGGAAGAAAUGUUAUUAUCAGAUGCGUCACAGCCCCUGGAAAGUCAGAACUUUUCUCCUGUGGUGCGAGAUGCUGUGAUUACAUCCAACGGUUUAUUAACGGAUAAAUAUAAAUAUAUCCAGAAACUCCGAGAGGACAGAGAAAAUUUUCAAUCAUUUUCAAUGAAUACCAAGAAAAAGGUGUUGGUUCUUGGAUCUGGCUAUGUAUCUGGACCUGUAUUGGAAUACCUGUCAAGAGACAGCAAUAUAGAAAUAACAGUAGGCUCUGACAUGGAAAAUCAAAUGAAAAAGUUAAGCAAGAAAUACAAUAUUAAUCUUGUUAACAUGAACAUCGGUAAACAAGAAGAAAGGUUGAACUCCUUGGUGGCAUCUCAGGAUCUUGUCAUUAGCUUGUUGCCAUAUGUGUUACAUCCCGUUGUGGCCAAGGCUUGCAUCACAAACAAAGUUAACAUGAUCACUGCAAGCUACAUCACACCAGCACUGAAAGAGCUGGAAAAGAGUGUGGAAGAUGCGGGCAUCACACUCAUUGGCGAGUUGGGCUUGGAUCCUGGGCUUGAUCAUAUGCUUGCAAUGGAUACCAUCGAUAAGGCCAAAGAAAUGGGAGCCACGAUUGAAUCUUAUAUUUCCUACUGUGGGGGGCUUCCUGCCCCCGAACAUUCUGACAAUCCUUUGAGGUAUAAAUUCAGCUGGAGUCCUAUGGGCGUUUUGAUGAACGUAAUGCAGCCUGCUUCUUACCUACUGAAUGGAAAGGUUGUGAACGUGGCAGGGGGAGUCUCCUUUCUUGAUGCCGUCACUUCCAUGGAUUAUUUUCCUGGCCUGAAUUUGGAGGGUUAUCCUAACAGAGACAGUACUCGAUACUCAGAGAUCUAUGGGAUCCCAUCUGCCCACACUUUACUGAGGGGUACACUGAGAUAUAAGGGGUAUUCCAAAGCUUUGAAUGGAUUCAUAAAGUUGGGCCUGAUAAACAGAGAACUAUACCCUGCCCUACGACCUGAGGCCAACCCUCUCACUUGGAAACAACUCCUCUGUGACCUAGUUGGGAUUUCACGCUCUUCUUCGUGUGAUGUGCUUAAACAUGCUGUCCUUACAAAACUGGGAGGGGACCAUACCCAGCUGGAGGCGGUAGAAUGGUUGGGCUUACUUGGGGAAGAUCAAGUCCCUCAGGCAGAGUCCAUUGUGGAUGCACUCUCCAAACACUUGGCCUUGAAGCUCUCCUAUGGCCCUGAAGAAAAAGAUAUGAUUGUGAUGAGAGACAGUUUUGGGAUCAGACAUCCUUCUGGACAUUUAGAGAGCAAAACUAUUGAUCUUGUGGUUUAUGGAGAUUUCAACGGAUUUUCAGCGAUGGCUAAAACAGUGGGUUUCCCCACAGCCAUGGCAGCCAAAAUGUUGCUUGAUGGUGAAAUUGAAGCAAAAGGCCUAAUGGGGCCUUUUACAAAGGAGAUCUAUGGGCCAAUAUUAGAGCGGAUUAAAGCAGAAGGCAUUAUAUACACUACACAGAGCACACUCAAGCUAUAAUUUUGUUUGUAUCAUCACAGGCAAAAUGGCUCUCAACAUCUGCAUGAUAAACAUGCUUACUAAUAUGCUGUUGUUUUUAUAGCGUGAAGCAUGACCUAUUUUGAUUGUGUCAAUAAAAUGGUGGUUUUGAAUAAAAAAUCUCAAUUUUAAUUUGAAAAUGUUCAGAAUAUGAGAGGCCAGUCAUUAUGGGAGAACUUUAGUAAUUUUACUAUGUAUUACCAUAUAUGUAUAAAAUGAUAAUGAUCAUACUUUGUUAACUUAUUGUUAACAAAGUAAAUAAGUUAACAUGUUUGUUAACUUAUUAUUGUUAACUUAUUUUCUUAUAAAAUAUAUUUUCCUAUAAUCAACAAAUGUAGUUUCAUUGUUUUAGAAGAUUGCUAUAUAAUUUUAUUUUUGUAUUUUUCAAAUUGAUUCUGUUAAAUACCUUUAGAAUACUUAUGUAUAAAUCUAUACAAAAUACUAUGUUAUGCUUUUUGUAAAGUGAUGAUUUAUUUAGUAAAUUUAUCACUUUCAUUAUUUUCUCUUGAGUGUCUGGAAAAGGAAACUAGUGAGAUUAAUUCACAAUCCAUAUGGUCAUUCAUUAAGAACACAAAGUAUUGAAGCAAGUGCAAAGCCCUUUCAUGUAAAACCAUUCAACAAACAAAAAGUGAACUUUCUCAAUCUGGUUUUAAAAUCUAUGAAAAAUCCACAACUUGUAUUUAAUACAAAACACUGAAUGAUUUCCCAUGACAUCAGAAAUGAAAAAAAGAUAAUUGCUUUUGCCACUACAAUUCAACCUGUACUAGAGCAUUGAGCCAGAGCAAGUAAGGAAGAAAAUAAAAGGCAUCUUGAUUAGGAAGGAAGUACUAAACUCUCUGUAUAUGCCCUGAUCUUAGACAUAGAAUUCUAAAGGACAACCAAAGAAAAUACAAAUAAAUGUACUUAAAAUAUAACAAAGCAUUAGAAUAUUUCAUUUGGCAAAGCUGUAAAUACAAGAGUCAACCUAAAGAAAUGGAUUAUGUCCUUAAAGUGUCAAUGAGUAAGCAAAGACUUAGAAAUAGAAUCGAGAGUCCAGAAGUGCUGCUCACUUGGUUUCUGAGACAAGUGCUAAGCUAAUUCAAAGAGGGAAAAUAAUUUUUCAUCAACUGGUGAUUAGAAAUAGAGACAUUUACAUACCAAUAAUGAAGUUAGGCCUUUGCAGCAAGCCACAUGUGAAACUGAACUAAAAAGGGACUUAUGACCUAAAUAUAAGAGCUAACACGGUUAGAAUUUCAAAAGAAACCAUGGGCAUAAGUCUUCAUAAACUUGAAUUAGGCAAUAGUAUUUUAAAUAAUAUCCAAAACACAAGGAAAAAAGAAAACUGAACAGGGUGAAAAUUAAGGACUUAGUGAUUUCAUAGACCUACAGGAACAGCGGAACAAUGAAAAACAAGCAACAGCACAAAAGCCACAGAAUGAGAGAAAAUUUCUGUAAAUAAUAAACCAGUAGGAGUAUAAAUCUAGAACAAAGAACUGUUAUACUUUAAUAAUAAAAAGAAAAAUAUUUUUAAAGCUAUAAGAAGAUUCAAACUGACCAGCUCUCCAAAGAAGAUAUACAAAAGACUAUGAGGCUCAUGAAAUAUUCUCACCAUCAAUUAUGAUUAGGAACUCAGAUCAAAUCAACAAUGAAAUGCCACUUUGUAAAAUGGCUAUAAUGAAAUGCCACUUAGUAAAGUGGCUAUAAUCCAAGGUAAUAACAAAGGCUGGUGAGAACAUAAAGAUGUUAGAACUCUUAAGCAGUUAAGAUAAAUAACCAAGAACAAAGGAGACAUCACCAUAAACACUUGUACAAAAGUUCCUAGUUGAAGAGCUGUUUCUUGUGGCCUGUUUAGAGUGUGUCAUAGCUGAGAAACUAAUUAGAAGUCCUAUUAUUUAGGUAACAACAAAUCUCAAUUCAUGUGUUUUUUUUCUUUUAAUAAUUAUAAUCUUAAGAACAAUAUUAGCUACAAUUUCAUGCCACUGACAUGUAGAGUCUUAAAACUGAUGUGUAUGUUUUAUUUAAAACCAUCCACACUAAUACUUCAACAUUGUACUAAUGAAGAAGAGCUUUGUAAUGUGCUAAAGUAUCCUACCAUUAGCAAAUUGGUGGAUGAUAAACAAUGAGUUAAUAAAAGAAGGUUUCAUUUUUUACAAA
Dipodomys spectabilis (banner-tailed kangaroo rat) is the source of this 5031-nucleotide messenger RNA. It is a transcript of the gene Aass, whose product is annotated as aminoadipate-semialdehyde synthase. NCBI's taxonomy places the organism in Eukaryota, Metazoa, Chordata, Mammalia, Rodentia, Heteromyidae. The transcript has 24 exons. The coding region runs from base 100 to 2880 and encodes 926 amino acids. Gene Ontology annotation, cellular component: cytoplasm. The record is from RefSeq and is a predicted model, not a curated record. Gene Ontology annotation, molecular function: saccharopine dehydrogenase activity.